Molecule: messenger RNA, 2136 nt
Organism: Sphenostylis stenocarpa
Lineage: Eukaryota; Viridiplantae; Streptophyta; Magnoliopsida; Fabales; Fabaceae
Source: the annotation of a GenBank genome assembly
AUGUCAGACAACAACAAUCCUCAAAUAAAGUACGAUGUUUUUGUUAGCUUCAGGGGCAAGGACAUCCGUGACGGGUUUCUUAGCCAUUUGACUCGGGCAUUUCACACCAAGCAAAUAAAUGCCUUUGUUGACGAUAAACUUGAGAAGGGAGAAGAAAUAUGGCCAUCACUUGUUGCAGCUAUUGAAAGAUCUGCCAUUUCGUUGAUCAUCUUCUCACCAGACUAUGCCUCUUCUCACUGGUGUCUAAAAGAAAUUGCCAAAAUUAUUGAAUGCCAAGAGAAAUAUGGACGCACUGUAAUUCCUGUUUUCUACAAAGUGACACCCACAGAUGUACGACAUCAAUCUGGGAGGUACCAAAAAGCAUUUGCUGAGCAUGCAACAAAACAUGAGACCGAGCUACAACUCUGGAAACGUGCUUUAGAUAAAUCUGCUAGUUUCUCUGGAAUGGAAUCUACAAAGUAUCAAUUGGAUAAAUCAGUGAAGGUGGGUGAUCUAAAAUCUUUGUUGAAAGACAAUGAAAAUGAUAAUUCAGUGGCUUUUGAGUUAAAAAGGCUGGAAGACAAAGCUCUUAUAACUAUCUCUAAGGAUAACAUUGUAUGUAUGCAUGAUAGUUUACAAGAAAUGGGUUGGGAGAUUGUUCGGCAAGAGUCCAUUGAUGAUCCUGGAAGCCGCAGUCGAUUGUGGGAUCCCAAUGACAUUUAUGAAGCAUUGCUUAGUAAGGCCAUUAGAAGCAUUCAACUUCCAUUGACACCAAUUAAGAAGCAAAAGUUAAGCGCUCAUCAAAUAUUUGCUAUGUUGAGAAGAGCAAAAUUUGUUGAAAUUUUUGGGACAAGGGCAAAUUUACCAACAAGUGAACGAAGAUUUCGUGCCGACGGAGUUAAAUUUAUGGGAACUGAACUAAGAUUUCUUUUUUGGGAGAAUUACCCUUUAAGGUCCUUGCCAGAGAGUUUAAAUGCUGAAAAACUUGUUAUAUUGAUUAUGAAUGAAGGUAAAUUGGAAAACCUCUGGGAUGGAGUGAAGAAUGUGGUGAAUUUAAAAAAGCUUGACCUCAGUUGGUCUAGAAUGUUGAAGGAGCUUCCAGAUUUAUCAAGAGCUAAAAAUCUUGAAGAACUGAACGUCCGUGGUUGUGUUAUGUUGGCCUGCGUGCAUUCAUCUAUUUUCUCUCUGCGGAAACUUGAGAGGUUGGACCUUGCUAACUGCACAUCCCUUACUGUACUUGCAAGCAAUUCCCAUUUACUCAGUCUUCGUUAUCUAAAUCUUAUAUGUUGCGAUAAUCUUAAGAAAUUCUCAGUGAUUUCUGAGAAUUUGAAAGAACUCAACUUUGGAGGAACAAAAUUAAAAGCAUUGCCCUCAUCAUUUGGAGAUCAACCGAAGCUUGAAUCGUUGUGUAUUAGCGAAACUGGGAUUGAGAGGUUGCCGUCAUUAAACAAUCUUGGUCAAUUGUUAAAGGAAAACAAGAAACUUGUUCUGUUCUCAGAUUCUGUGAUGUUGGAUGAACGUGCUAUUGGGUUCAAUGCGAAAAUCAACAUAAUGAAAUUUGCAAACCAGCACCUAUCAGCACCAAAUCACAAUCCUGUUAAAAAUUACGGAUAUCGAGAUGCUUAUACUCGUUCUGAUCGAUGUGUUUAUAUGUAUCCUGGAAACAGUUUUCCAGAGUGGUUGGAGUAUAGCACAGGAAAGGAUUGUAUUACUAUUGAUCUCUCUUCUGCUCCACCGUCCCCCGAGCUGGGUUUCAUUUUCUCCUUCAUUCUUGAUAUGAGCUCAAUCACUACAAAUCUUCAAUAUCCUAUGAUUAAUAAUCUUCAAUGUCGUAUCACUACAUUUGAUGGUGAAGAUGGAGGUAAAAGUGACAGCUUCAGAAUGCCCAUACCUUAUGGAAACCUCUAUGUUGGAUCGAAUUACGUGUGUAUGAUCAUAUACGACCAAACGUGCUCUGAGUUCUUAAAUACAAGAGCCAAAAAUCAAACGAAGUUCAAAAUCCAAGUUACAAUGGUGCACCCUUCUAAAAAUCCUCAUACAACAAUAUUAAUACAGCAGAUGUUAAAAAGAUUCGGAGUCAGCCCAAUAAGCACCUCCGCAUAUGAGGCAUUCAUUGGACAAAUUGAAUUGGGUGACUCAAAGUCUGAAUUUCAUUAA